CCUACACUUGCACAAAUUGUUAAAAUAGUUUCAUAAAUGCUUUCAGCAGACAAAUCUGUUAUGUGGGUGAAUGCAAUGAAAUCUUCUUUAAGGAUCGGUUUGUUUUCAUUCAAAAUGUACCGAAUGCAAAGUGAAAACUGCUCUUUCCCAGACACAUCAAGCGUUUCAUCUCCUAAAAUGGAAAAACACUCUGCACUGUUUACAGACUGAACCACUUUUUUCUGUAUAAGGCUUAUAUAGGUUGCAUUUCGUGCAGAGUUAAAAAUGUGUUUUUUAGAACUUUCAUCGGUGACUGCCCGGUACCUGAGUAAGGCUCGAAAUUUGCCCUCCUUUUCUAAAGGUUUUUCGGGCGUCAGUGGCCCACUGUCCCGAUGUCCCCGAAGAGGUAUUUCAUUUUCUCGACAUAAUAUAAUUGUGUCAAUUAUAGGCUUGAGUGAAGCUCUGUUUUGUUCUCUUUCUUUUCUCUUCUGCGAAUCCAACAUCACUGUGAUAUCUUCCAUUCGGCCAGAGUCGACCUUCAUAAAGUUUUCUGCAGCUAGACAAGAAAAUUUGUGGUACUCAGAGUUGCUGUGAGAGGUGAAUUUAUCUAUUGCGUCUUUCCACUUUCUAAAAGGCA
Molecule: messenger RNA, 616 nt
Organism: Acanthoscelides obtectus
Lineage: Eukaryota; Metazoa; Arthropoda; Insecta; Coleoptera; Chrysomelidae
Source: the annotation of a GenBank genome assembly